AUGGCGGCUAUUAAAUCCGAUCAUAAAGUACACGGCCAUAGCCAGGUUGAGUCGGGGUCAACGAGCUUGCAUCCAUCAGGCCCUUAUGGUACAUUCGUUGGAAUCUACGACGGUCAUGGUGGUGGUCCCAAUGCUUCCGAGUUUAUAAAAAACCAGCUAUUUGAAAUUGUGAAAAGAUUAACGUCGGAUCUUGGAGAAAUGUCAAGUGAUGUUCUUGAUUUAUCAUUUUUGGCAGUAGAUGAACAGUAUACUCACUUGGUUCAGAAUGAAUCUGUAGCUUUCCCAAAUUUAUUAUCUGCGGGGUCGAGCUGUUUGGUGGGCAUCGUAAUAGGAGGACGGGUAUACGUUGCAAAUGUCGGGGAUUCUAGGGCGGUCUUGGCGCAACUGCCUAGGCCUAAACCACCCGUCCAAUUGGUCCGGGAGCAAGUGGCUAGGCUCAAACGAAAGGUCCAAGAGUCUAGGCAAAAACAACGCAUCCCAUCAAUCAGGCCACCAUACUCCCCACCCCUAGAGCUCAGACCACUCGUCCAUUCGCAUCUGGAUUACUAUCCAUAUAGGCGGCCCAUGCUCAAGCGACACAUCCAAGCCAUCCCAUUAUUGACUGACCACUGCGCAAAUCUGCCAUAUGUCCGGCGGGAGUUAAUGGAGCUGCAUCCUCACGAUCCCAGGAUUUCGGAAUAUGAUCACCCUAAUGACAUCUACCGUGUCAAGGGCAUCCUUCUGUUCUCUUCCUAGAUCACAAAUUGAUCAGUGGCGGCAGAUGCAGCCAUCUCUCCCUAAAAGCUUAUGAAGUUAGCAGCAGCCAGCAACAUACAGGUGAAGCUAGCACCAGCCAACUCCAUACCGGCGAAGCUAGCAGCAGUAGUACCGAUGGAGCUAGUCACAGGAGCCAGCCCCAUAUUGGUGAAGCUAGCACCAGCCAGCCCCCUACCGUCAUCACCAAGUCCCAAACCUGGCCGCUUCUCAAGAAGAAGAUACGAGACUCACUAUUGAAUUCGCAUUUUUCUUUCCUCAAACUUGAUAUAAGUACAAGUUAGUGAUUAUGGCAUAACUGAGUGGCAUAUGAAACUGAGCAUAUUCUGUAAUAGUUACAACUUACUGCCCUAUUACCAUAUGGAUUUUCUGCUGGUUG
Salvia splendens (bonfire salvia) is the source of this 1132-nucleotide messenger RNA. Its product is annotated as probable protein phosphatase 2C 48. The coding region runs from base 1 to 735 and encodes 244 amino acids. NCBI's taxonomy places the organism in Eukaryota, Viridiplantae, Streptophyta, Magnoliopsida, Lamiales, Lamiaceae. Gene Ontology annotation, molecular function: protein serine/threonine phosphatase activity; cation binding. The record is from RefSeq and is a predicted model, not a curated record. Gene Ontology annotation, biological process: protein dephosphorylation. The transcript is spliced from 3 exons.